GCGGGAGCUAAGAGUCUUCCGGUCGCUUCCAAGAGUUGUUCGUACAGUACAAACUUGUUUCAUAACAAUGACUGACUACACAAAAUUCACGCCAAUAAAUCCCAGAGCAUCGCAUUUAAAAGCAACGUAAUAGAAUAGGUAUUGGUAUUGGACCAGAUUAAGAAUUAACCCCAGACAACCCGCUUUCGGAAUUAUUAUCUUCCACAAAUCAUUAUUAGGGCUACCUACCUUACCCAACCUUCACCAUGGAGGCCUUGCGAAGUCAGCUCGCUGAGACGCAAGGCGCGCUCACGGACAAAAUACUCCAAGUUAGACAGCUACGAGCAGACCAUGCCGCUGCAUUGAAUACUUGGGCGCAGCAGAAGCAGAACUUCGAAGCAAAGCUACAACAGCUAGAAGAUGAAAUCCGACGAUUGCGCCAGACAGAUGAAGUUUCUGAAGGAAGCGAGAAGCUGUUACGCAAUAAGGAAAAUGGACAGCGCGCGAAGAAAGUCCCGUUAGCUUCACUCCUCGAUGAUGAACCAGUGGGUGACAGUCCAGUCGCGCGGGAAGGGGAUGAUGAGACGGUCGUGAUCACCCGAUCGCGAAUGGAAGAGAUUGAGUCCAAGUUCAAAAAUAUCACAAAUGAGCUGACGGAAAAGACGAAACUCUGUGAAUCCUUGCAGCAGCAACUACGUGUUCGACGAAGUAGUUUUGAUGCUGCAGAUGCUCGCGACAUUACCGACGAUCAAGUUACGGAGCGCUGGGAGAAUCUACGGGACAAAAUUCGAACGCUUUCGUUGGAUAGAUUCAACGAGACGAUUCAGCCGAAACUGGUGCCGGACAAGUCAAAAGCAGAGUUUGAGCAUCUAUCGAAGCACUGGAAGACCUACAUGACUAACGGCGACCUCACCUGCUAUAUCUUCCGCGCGCUGAUCUGGAGAUAUUUGUACACGUGUUUACUGAGUAAAUACUGUCGGGUGUGGGGCAAGGAAUACGGCGAUGUGGCUACGAAACUGGGGCGCUUUUUCUUGACCAAGAUGUCGGAGACGGAAUUCGAAGUAUGGCGAAUACACACGGCGCAGCUAUUAAACAAAGCCUGCGAACCCGACCCGGCCGUCGUGGAGGACGUGACAAAGAAGAUACUAGAGGCUACUACACUAUUUGCGACCGGAAUCGAUACGGAAGCCCUGACGACGUCGCUGACGGAGAUCGUCACAUCGGCGGCGGAACUCAGCACUAUCUUGGCCCGUUCGCGAUACAUGGCUUUGAUGGCGGAUAAGCCCGGUAGCGAUCGCACGCGCGGAUUUGCGUAUCAGGAGGCCACUAUGGACGUGAGAAGCCAUCUUGGAACUAAGACGGUUGUGGAUAUGAUGAUCUCGCCGUGUCUACUGAAGAAGGAAGCCGACUAUGUGGUCCUUGUGAAGGCGGACGUCAUCUGCUAGAAGUAAUGCGCAAGUCCCGGUAUGACGCGAGGCGGCAUCAGGGGGAGGGGGAAGCUGAGCAAAUGUGCAGAGAAACAGACGAAGGGCUAGACGAGGCGAGAAUGUCAAUGUUAUAGGACUGUGUUGUGUGCUUACCCCUUAAUUUGGUCAAGUGUCUAUGUUCCUUAUGGUAGGAAGGCAGGAAGGCAGAUAGAUAGAUUAUUCAGCGGAAUUGACUCCUGUACCAAAACUUUUGUACGUAGAAUCAUUCCAAGUAAUGUAAUCUCCAUCCUUUCUGCCACCGUUAGAGUUACUGUUAACCAGUAACUCUAGGUUGG
Messenger RNA from Daldinia vernicosa, 1741 nucleotides. RefSeq lists its product as uncharacterized. The record is from RefSeq and is a predicted model, not a curated record. Lineage: Eukaryota; Fungi; Ascomycota; Sordariomycetes; Xylariales; Hypoxylaceae. The transcript has a single exon. Bases 246 to 1424 code for a protein of 392 amino acids.